AUGGUGGCCUUGUCACAACUUUCUUCAAGGCUCUCCUUUCUCUUACUUUUUCCUAUCUUUCUAAUCUUGAUUGAACCUUGUUACUCGGYGGAAAGAAAGAUAACAAAGACAGAAUAUACAUGUUCAAGUUCAAACUUCAAGGACCAAAACAUAUCAAUUUUUUAUGUGAAAGCUGAAGACACCAGACAAAAGAAUACAGUUCAGUUCAUUUGGAGUGUGUUUGAAACGCCAUCAAUCAUUGUUGCAUAUACAUCCAAGAAAGAAUAUGGCAAAGAMUCUGGUCUUAAUAUUGACUGUUCAAAACUUCUGCAAGGCUCCGAGGGUGCUAUACAAUUCCAACUGAAAUAUGAUUAUAUCGUAGCRUUUGAGAUAUCAGAGCUACAUGAAUUUAAUGACCCAGAUGAUAAUGUUAUUUUUUCAAAAAGUGACUUUGAUGGUUAUGUGCACAAAAUGAAUAACACAUACUGGAAAAAUCCACAAGAGGAAAAAGAUAAUGUUAUCUUUGUUGGAGACUUUCUAAAUGGGAGCAUUUCAUUUCAGUGUCUAGCAGCAACGAAUGAUGGCAGAGAUGAGGUAGCACCCAAACAAUUAUACUCCAGUAACAGCACACGUUUCACUAUCUCACUAAAAAACCUUAAGUUGAACACUACCCACACACGCRUUGCUUUAAAACUGCUGACACACACGAGAAAAGAGGAAGACAAAACCUGUGUUAUGGAAGAUCAGUCUAUUGACGAUGAAUAUUCACCAGGGGUGUUUAGAACAUUUGUAAUCAAUAACACUGUAUUGAAUGCCGACGGACUCUCUUCCUCCAUAUCCUGGAAACCAGUCUCGUACAACRACGAACCAAGAAAACUGCUGUAUCAAGUCCCUUCAUACCAAUACCUCUAUGACAGUAAUAACGAAUAUCCCCAUUCAAAAGUUGAUGGUAGUUGCAAGAAAUCGCUCAUUUCUAGUUUGGAAGAUCGUCCAUCCAAAGUUAUUAGAGCUGCAAUGAAUGUUGGAAAAACGUAUCCAAUGAUGGUAUCRUUUGGGCAGAAUAAGGAUGGAUGGUAUGAAAAAUCAGAAGAUUUGAUCUGGUCUGGUCAAGUUGGAUAUGGAAAACCUCAGUUUGAYAAAAUUUCUUCUACUGUAUUCAUAGCUAUCAUUGUUGGUCUUGGAUUACCAUUUGCCUUUAUCUUCGCUGGGAGUAUUUAUAUCUGUGUGAAAAAAUAUAGGAAGCGAAUGACGACAUCAACAUAUGAAAAAAUCAACUGAAUAUAUUAAUUAGUUUUUCAUAUGUUUUGAAUGAAUUUUUUUUAUUAUAACAGAUUAUUAUGUGAACAUAAUGAAUGCUGGGACAUAUAAUUAUAUGUAAGUGCCAAACCAUGCAUUCAGCCUUACUUGCACAUGUUAUGAAGGCACAAAUGCAUGAUCUCUGAGAACGUGUGCAAAGGAUURUCGAAGUAGAUCAGGUGGUCCUAAUUUCAGUUAUUUCUCGGCAAAUAAAGAGGUAUAAUUUAAUGUUAUUUGCAUCAAAGAAUUGAAAUCACAAUGCACCAUUUGACCCACAGGUAGUUGUUACAAGUAUAGGUAGAAUCUAAGUGCAUUGUUUGUCCAUAAAGUAGCUAGGAAAGCAAAGAUUUUCAGUAUCUUAUGCUGAUUAGAAUAAAUGGACCACUUGGUCAGAUUUCUUMUUGCACGCUCAUUGUUUGGUUUUAGAUGGGCCAUCAAAACGAGAUCACCUGGCUCAUCAUUGCACUAAUCCAUUUGUGCUUGCAUUGCACCUCAUCUUUUUUGAUAUUGAAAUACAGUUGCAUUCAGUGCAGUAAUACAGAACUAUGACAAAGAUGAUAAUAGCAAAUUAUUACAGAAAUAAUGAUAAGAGAGAAGGGGACUAUGACUUCUUUAACUUGGAUGUAAUUUUUUCCUGUUUUAGACCAUGUGUCAUUCCCUUGAGAAUAAUUCUGUYGUUUACUGAUAAUCUUUAGGAGGAUACAUCAAAAGGAAUGAGUCUCAAACAAAGAAUCUUAGUCUUAAGAGAAUGACACAUGCCUGGUCUAUAAAGGGAAAACAUUGGAAA
Molecule: messenger RNA, 2062 nt
Organism: Actinia tenebrosa (Australian red waratah sea anemone)
Lineage: Eukaryota; Metazoa; Cnidaria; Anthozoa; Actiniaria; Actiniidae
Product: glycosylated lysosomal membrane protein B
Cellular component (GO): lysosome
Source: RefSeq, a predicted model, not a curated record